AACUCGCUCACGACGCCGGACUCUCUCAUGAACAGCUGGACCGGCUCAUUCACCUCAUUCACCGCAGCAGGAUGGAGCUCUUUACCCUCAAGAAUCGCAAAGAUGUGAGAGACACGUGGGAUGCAGCGUCAUUCAAGAUGACACCUUUUACAAAGGUGGAGGUUACUGUGCCCUUCCGUGGUGUUAAUCAAACAUUCCCGCUAUUUCAUCGUUCACUGUGGGACUGGGUCACCGAUUUACUUCAAGAUCCACAAGUAGGCCCCAACUUCGUCUUCGAUGCGCAAAGACUGUCAAAGUUCAACGGCGAGAAGUUCGUUCGGUUCAUUCAUGAACCAUGGACCGCUAAUGCGUUCUGGGAGUAUCAGUCCAAAAUCCCACCAGACGCAAAACCUCUUGCAUUCAUUUUGUAUGCCGACAAAGCAAAAUUGUCGUCAUUCGGUCGCGCGAAAGGACAGGUAAAGGAAGACAAGCAGCAUUCUGGAAAACCUGCUUUCGUCAACUUCAAGAACGCAGUGUGGCACGCCUCGUUUCUGAAGAUUCUCGAAUGUCUGGGACCGCUAUCAGAUUAUGAAGAACAGGCUGUAAUGGCAUUGAUUCGUGGUUUAAUGGGCAAAUUUCCUUGUCCCGUCUGUCUAGUGCCUCGCGACGAACUUUCAAACACUCUCAAGGUAUUUCCUCUCCGCACAUGCACAGGAACUAAGGCAUUGCUUGCUCGAGCGCGAGAAUCUUCUACAUUGGAGGCAAGAGAACAGAUCUUGAGUUCCCAGAGCCUCCGCGAUGUCGACAGUUCAUUCGGCAUUCUGGAGCACACCGACGUUCACAGGGCUCUAUCGCACGACAAGCUCCACUUCAACGACGAGGGAUUGUUCAGUGAUCACACGUGGCCCGAACUGCAGAAAUGGGUUGAACGUUUGGGUCGACAGGCCGCUGUCCAGAUUGACACCUUCUUUCAAUCAAUUCCGCGUUGGCGAAACCUGAAUCACUUCGAUCAGGUUGUUUCAGUAUCAUUUUCCGAUGGAACGAAAUAUGAAGACAUCUCUAAGCUUAUUGUAUUUGCGGCACAUAAUGCAUAUCUCAUGCUCCGCUGUAUCCGAAGCUACACGGAGUUCAAUAUGUAUGCUUCGUUAGAGGUUCAUACUGAAGAUACCAUCAAUAAUGGCCGGGAAGCGUUGUCAAAAUUCACUGGAUUGAUGGAUAAAUACAUCGAGGACACGGCAGAGAUGUCCGAGAAGUCCUGGAAUUUCCCCAAGAAACACCUUUCGGCCCAUCUCUUUGACGACAUGAGGCGAAAGGUGUUUCUCGAAACUACAGCACCAAGCCGAACGAAAAAAAUGCACGGCCCAUUGAAAGAUGCCUAUCAAGAUCGCACGAAUUUCAAGAACUUCGCUGAACAGAUCCUCCGAUACAAUCAUGACAGCUUGAUUGCGGAAUACAUCCGCAACAAGUUGGAUCACCUCGACACUCAGAAUAUCAGCGUAGACCGACCCGAAUCACCCGAUACUACACUCCAGGAGACCGACAACUCAGAUGACAUUGAUGUUGACUCGACGGAACCUACUGAUGCCCAACAUUUCACUCUCGGUUCAAAGCGGGCGGCAAUGUCAUUCACACUCAUCGAGGCAGGUAGUCCGGGUAAUCCAGUGUUUGAUAGAUUUCGAAUCAAGCUAAACGACUUUCUGAACCAUGCGUUUGCUGCCAACGGCAUACCGUUUCCAGGUGGACGAUGGAUUCAACUCGUUGCGAGCGACAUGAUCGUGGAACAUCAAUUCCUUAGAGUCAAUUUCGAGUCACUUGUCGACUGGCGAGUGUCCACGGACUACCUUCGAUGCACUCCGAUGUUCCAUGGCUCACCGCAAUACAAUUGCGUCAUCUUGCAGACCGACACUGGCAUCAUCUUUGGCAAACUAAUGUUGAUUUUCACAUGCACAGUAGGGGAUGUUCAAUAUCCUGUCACGCUUGUUCUCCCGUAUGAUCGACCGGUCGGCGUUCGUCCUCAAAAGGACAAAGACUUUCAGUUUUGGCGCGUUAAGACAAAGCCUAGGGCUUCCGCAGAGACAUCUGCAGCCAGUGAUUGGUCCAGGAUUCUUACUUCCUCCCUUAUCUCUGAAUCCAUAUACAUUUCGCUCAUCUUUAUCUCAUCCAUCGUUCCCUCAGUCAUCGCUUUUUAUGUGUCCGAGUCAUCAUCAACCCCACCAAUUGCUUCACUCCUGCUCACCUUCCCCGUUGUGAUCGCAGUUCCCCGUGGUCAUCCGCCGCAUGCUCAAAAUAUCCAAUUCGGACUCAGGUCUCGCCACAACAUUUAUUCCUCUGUUUCUCGCGCCACCUUUGAUCAUUGGCACAAUGUUCUGGAUGCUCGAAUGGUGACCGUCAACAGUGCUCCCCUCUCAGGCGAGGCUCGUAUAGCCCUAGGCAACACGAAGAAACACCUCGAAAAGUUAGAGCGUCUACUAGCUGAAUUUCAGGCUGCAACAGUCAACGGUGCUCCCCUCUCAGGCGAGGCUCGUCGUGUCAUCGAAGAAGAGGCACGUGUAGCCCAUGCUGAUAGACAGAGAGACGAGGCAGAAGCACGCAGGCGCGUUGUUCUCGAAUCUUACGACGAACUCAGCAAAUAUCUCGCCGCAAUCGAAUUCCUUAGAGAUCCAGGUGGCCAUCUCGUCUUGACACCCAUCCCAAAUCAAAUCCAGCACUAUCACAGCCCCUACUCUGCGAAUCCUAGUAUCACUGUAGAACCCCCACGUUUAUACAAUCAAUCUCACCAUCACUACACUUCAUCCCUCAGUUCUGGUGCUCUCCCUCCAGCCCUCCCCGCUCUCCCCCCUCCACUCGUGGUGUCCGUCCUCGCUCAGGCAGCUUCAAUGACACAUCUUAUCUCAUUGCACCCCUCCAGCCACCUUCCAAACAACCUCGCAAUGACCGUGGUGAAUAUGACCACAGGCCUCCACUCUCCCCGAUCUAGUGUCCGUGCUACUUCACAGGACAUCGAGGACCUCCUCCUUGACGCUGCCACUGAUGAAAGGAGCGCUCUCAAUGCCCGUGACCAACAGCCACAGUCUCCCCGUGCCGUGUUGGCUGCCCACUAG
This is a messenger RNA of Suillus clintonianus, 3080 nucleotides long. RefSeq lists its product as uncharacterized. The annotation marks the transcript as partial. NCBI's taxonomy places the organism in Eukaryota, Fungi, Basidiomycota, Agaricomycetes, Boletales, Suillaceae. The transcript has 15 exons. The record is from RefSeq and is a predicted model, not a curated record.